Brassica napus (rape) is the source of this 1053-nucleotide messenger RNA. RefSeq lists its product as uncharacterized. Gene Ontology annotation, molecular function: zinc ion binding; nucleic acid binding. The record is from RefSeq and is a predicted model, not a curated record. Lineage: Eukaryota; Viridiplantae; Streptophyta; Magnoliopsida; Brassicales; Brassicaceae. The transcript has a single exon. The coding region runs from base 1 to 1053 and encodes 350 amino acids.
AUGGAAGUAAAUGCUUUCCUUUUCCGGGUUCCCUGUCCGAACGCUCGCCGCCGCAUUCUUAAGCAAUGCCUCUGGCAAGUAGACGGCCAAACAAUGUUCGUCGCAAAGUGGUCACCAGGGAUUACGCCUGAGAAGCCAUCUUUGGCGUCUGUUCCUGUUUGGUUGGACUUUGUUGGGGUCCCUCUGCAGUUCUUCAACAGAGACGCCCUUAAGGAAAUUGCAGGUCUUGUUGGUCACCCAAUUUGCUUGCACCCCUCCACUGAAAACCUUACAAACCUGGAGGUAGCUAAGGUCUACACUGUCAUAGACCCACGGAAGCCACUACCAGAAGCGGUGAACGCCCGUUUUGAGUCAGGGGAGGUGAUUCGUAUAACAGUAUCUUGUCCCUGGUUGCCGUCUCUUUGUUCUCACUGUUCUCAAGUGGGUCAUACGAUCUCGAAAUGCCCUGCUGCUCCGCCACGGUGUGAAAUUUGCCGCUCAGUCAAACAUGCUACUUCAUCUUGCACUAGGACGAAUGCAAAUUUAGACCUCUCCAGGAUAAAUACUGACAAGCGCAAAGGUAAAGCUCCAAUCAAGAGCCAACUACCAAUCGUUGGUAUUGGGAAUAGUGACAUUAGGCGUGUUGGGAAUGCUCCUAAAACUGCUCCCAAAACCGCUUCCAAACCCAAGAAGGUGCCAACCAAGGAGUGGGUUCCUACUGAUAGCAAUAAACAAGACCUUCCUCGUACCAGUGGUCUCCCGGUGAUUGCUCAAAGUUCCAAGGUUCCUACCGACACAGGCUCUACUCCAACCUUCAAGAAAAAUAUUUCUGGUUCUAGAAAUGAUAUUGCUCUGGGGGAUUUCAUGGUGGACCUGCACUGUGGUGGUUUAGGAAGUCUAGCCAAGUCCCCUGCCGUAUCCAGCUCUGAUGAGGAUGACCAGAGUUCAGAGGGCUUGUCUAACGAGGAUGAUGACCCGGAUGAUGAAGGAGAUCAGUAUAUUCAGGUGAUUUCUCGUUGCUCUCGUAAGAAGAAUAAAGGAAAUGCUAGGGUCAGGGGCCCUUUAAAGCUCUGA